Molecule: messenger RNA, 4479 nt
Organism: Neolamprologus brichardi
Lineage: Eukaryota; Metazoa; Chordata; Actinopteri; Cichliformes; Cichlidae
Source: RefSeq, a predicted model, not a curated record
UAGUAAACUGUUAGAAACUUUGAGCGAGUGCGGUUGUUUGAACACAAAGUGAUAAAAUAUCCCGUCGACAUUGUUCUCUGUGAUUUUUUUUUAUCUACUACUUAAAAAAUAACUGCGUGAAUGUGCAGCCGAAAUAACGACUUUGAUAUCCGCAUCCAGCGCUGCGACCUCAACUUCAACCAAGUUUACUUGGGCAUUUUCUGAAGACUCUGCAUGCUGGAGCCUGAACGUGGCUUUCUGCAGACCCAUUCUCAAGAAGGGAAACCUUUGUGAGACGCUGAAGAACGGCCAGUUCAUCCACUUUUAUCAUACUGGAAUCUGCAGAAUAAUAAAAUGGCUACAAGGUCCCAUAUUCCCUUGAUGCUUCUUGCAAUAUGUUGCCUGGCAUCUGCAGGACCGCUGUUUCGCAGCCCAUGUGAGUUGCUGCCAGUGGGGACGGGACACCCAGUGCAAGCCAUGCUGAAGAGCUUCACUAUCCUGUCAGGGUGUGCAAGCAGGGGCACCACCAGCUUGCCUGAGGAGGUCCACAUCAUCAACCUGAGAGGACAUGCUCAUGAGGGACCAGACAACUCUCCAGUAAAAGUUGACUUACAUUUGAAGCCCAUCCAGUCGAUGCUGCACCACCAGAAGCCCCUGGUCUUCGUGCUCAGCUCCCCCCAACCAUUGAUCUGGAAUGUCAAAACAGAGAACCUGGCUCUGCGCAUCCAACAUACCUUUUAUGUAUCUUUGGGCUCACAGGUCAGGUUUAAGCCGGAAAACUUCUCCCUCUUCACCCGCAUACAGCAAGAGACCUUUCCCCACGGCAAUGAGCAACUCCUCAACUGGGCCCAGAAGAAGUACAGGGCAGUCACCUCUUUCUCUGAGCUCAAGAUGACUCAAGACAUCUACAUCAAAGUCGGAGAAGAUCCACUGUCUUCUGACACCUGCAAGAUUGAUUCCAAGUUCCUGUCUUUGAACUACCUGGGCAGCUACAAGGAGCCACAGACAUCAAAAGGCUGCGUCCUCUCUGUGCCCCACAAAGACAAAGAAGUCCACAUCAUUGAGCUCCAAGCCCCAAAUGCCAGCAGUGCUUUCCAGGUGGAUGUCAUAGUUGAUCUGCGGCCACUGAAGGAAGGUACCUGGGUACAUCGUGACGUUGUCUUGCUGCUCAAAUGCGCUAAAUCUGUGAACUGGGUCGUCAAAGUCCACAAUGUGACGGGCAAUGUGCAUGUGGUGGCCUCUAAUACAGUGACUGUUGGCUCACAGGCGCUAGUGUCCAAAUCCCCCAUGCAGCGCUUGCCAUCAGGGCCACAAGCCUUAAUCCAGUGGGCAAGCGAUCUUGGCCACAAUCCAGUCACAUCUUACACCAGCACUCCCGUGGCAAACCACUUCAAUAUCCGACUUAGAGAGCCAGAUGUCGUGGAUUCUCUGGAGAGCAAAUUACCUCCCGAACUCGCCAUCCUGCGUGAUUCUAGUCCUCUUCCUGACGCUGGAACUCCACUGCGACGAUCCGGUCUGCCGUUUCCAUUCCUUACAACUGGGGGCAUGCCUCCGCUGGGACACCUGCCCUAUGAGCCCGAUGAGCCCGAAAUCACUUUGAAUGUUGACCAUAGUGUGCAGUGCAAAAAAGAAAGGAUGGUGGUCAGCAUUGACAAACAGAGUCUGCAGGCAAGCGGGUUUACAAAUGCCAGCCUCACACUUCAAGACCCACAAUGCAAAGCAACAGUCAAUGCCACCCACUACACUCUGGAAACUCCUUUGACUGGCUGUCAGACCACCGAAUUUACCAUAGAGGAUAGCACGAUCUACAUCAAUUCUGUCACUGUAAGUCAUGCUGAGACUAAAGAUGGGAAUAGCGACCAGAGAGGCCCCGAGAGUAUGCUUCCCGUGAAAACGUUCGAUUCAUCCACCAUAUUGUUCAACUGCACAUACACAAGAAAAACUAAGAAUCAGGAAACCUCAGCUCCCAGGAUUGUACAGGAACCACCAAGGCAACCGGUCAACAACAUGACGUUUAACAUGGAGCUGUACGACUCGCUGCCUAUCAACAACCCUGCACGCCAGAAUUUCUUCACCGUUUCACAAAAUCAGAAAGUGUUUGUGGAGAUCACAUCAACUGCAUCAGAUCCAGAACUGGGGUUCACCAUCAUAUCGUGCUUCAUUUCUCAUGACUCCAAUCCCAGCGUGUCUUUAGGGUACACACUCAUUGAGACAGUUUGUCCCACAGAUGCCUCCAUCACAUACUAUCCUCAAUUCCCUGUCCAUCCUACAAAGAUGGAUAAGAAAACCUUCAGCUUCAUCUUCAACUCAACUUUCAAAGUGUCCCUGCUUUUCCUGCAUUGUGAGAUGUCUCUGUGCUCAAAGUCAUCUCAGAGGAAUCUAAAUUUACCACAGUGUUUGCCACCCAUUGAAAACUGUGAUUCUCUCUCUGUGGACAAUAUCAUGGCGAUGAUGAUGAACAAAAAGGUCUCGACUCAACCGCUGGUUGUGGUGGAUUACUUGAGCCACAUACCAGAUCCUACAUCAAAAUUAUCAGAAGAGCCACGUAAGCCCUCUCCUGAUGUAGUGUAUGUACUGGACACUCCUGUGGUGGUGGGCAUCGCCUUUGCAGCCUUUGUCAUCGGGGCUCUCUUGACCGCAGCUCUGUGGUUCAUCUACGCGCACACAGGUGAGACAGCUGGCACACAGCCGGUCCAGAAGUCCCAGCCUGCCUCGGAGAACAGCAGUACAGGCCACAGUAUCGGCAGCAUGCAAAGCACACCGUGUUCCAGCAGCAGCACCGCGUAGCCCAGCAGGAUGCACUGCCAGGAAGUUCUGACGGUUCACAGGGACCGGUUUGUUAUCUCCUUCCAUGAAAGGAAUUAUUUUUGGGGACGUGACAGGACAGAAAAAAAAGCAUGAUUACAAAAAAAAAAGAAAAAAUAACACCUUAAGUCCUUGUCCUAAAUUGGUGCCACUUUAAGCGUGUGCAGACAAAUGAACUGUCUUGGUUAUGUUGAUGUGUGUUAGUUCUGAGACACAGCUUGGCAGCCUCAUCCGAGAAACAGAUGCAAGUUUAUUUCAGACAUUUCUUUCGAAUCCAAAUGCUGCUUUUUUCUGACCACAACACAGCCUUUUGUUUUGACCUUAAAUGGUUUGAUUGGGGCUGGUUGUGCUAAGCAGGUGUGCUCAGAGAGCAAGCCAACACAAUAAGGCUGGAGUGACGUCAGUAUUAGUAAGUGAGAUGUUGAUGGCUGGGCCGGAGCACGUUGUUUUAUGACAGUGGAACCUAGAAAGUUGCAAGGAAGCAAAUAAACCACUAUUUUCAUGCGGACAAGUGUGCAGUAUGAACAAGUCAUCAUCUUGACUCAGAGAUUAUGGCUUUAAAAAGGUAGUCUGGGUAUGAAUGUGUUCAAAAGGGUAAAUGCCAAAAAAUGUGAAUGAAAAAUGUGAAAGACGUGCUGAGAAAAUUCCACAUUUUCGAAUUGUUUGUACUUUUUAAUGGAUUCAGCCACACAGGCCGGUAAAGUAUAUUGAUCUAAUAGUGUGCUUUAGUAACUCUUGGUAUAGGCAAAGAUUUGAGUUUUGGUUUCACUCAACUUCACAGGGGCAUUAUGGGUUCCCUUUUACUAGCUGUUGUUAAUGGAAGACUUCAGCAUUAAGAGAAAUAUUUGCUUAUUAUUAUUUGAGAUGAUUGACACUUCUUUUAUGUCUGUGUGUGAAUUAUAGAGCUCUUUUCAGUUGAUGAGUGGCCUAGCUUAGCAUACCUGGUGGAAAUGAGUAGUUCAGGGGAGUGGUAGUCAUUUCUAGGAAGAGUAGUUCCGGGUAAUAGGCCUAAAACACUCAGUAUGUUUAAGUCAUGGUGAAUAUAAAAUACAAAAUAUUAGGAAUCAAUAUUUAUUUGUGACAGCAAGACUAUAAUUAUGACAUGAAUAAUAACUAAAUUAUACAGUGGGCAGGCAUUGUUUUGGAACUUAUUGCAGGGAGUGAUUGACUCUUUUAUGUGUGAGACCUUUUUAAUGCUAAAGUUACAAAAAUGGCCAUAAAUUGAUUUAUGUGAUUUAUUUUUUAUAUCUCUUUUAUGAAAUAUUAUUGAACAUUUUACAUUUUAUGUAAAAAAUGUUACCCAGGCUCAGUUAUAGGACUGAACUAUCCCUUAGGUUUGUGGAUUAGUGAGCAUUAAAUACUCUGUCCAAAAGUUUGGAAAUAGGCCCACCAAACUAAAGCUUUGGACACCUAGCAGCUAGGCUAUUCCUUAUGCUAAACCUAGCUUAUCACCAACUUUAGUGUAAAGCAAUUUUUAAAAAAGACAUGCUACUUUAGAUCUUGUCUUUUUAUGAAAAAAAUCAGAAAAGUUAAAAUGAAAAUUUGGGACAUUUUUAAGCGUGGCCUUUUUGUGCCUCAUAUUACUGAUUCUUUCUGCCGGCAGUUUGUAUGCUAAGCUAUGCUAGUCCGCCACUGCCUUCAGCACUAUAUUCAAUACUGAUGCAACUCAUGUUAAGCAAGUGAAUAAGGGUAUUU